This is a messenger RNA of Oncorhynchus masou masou (cherry salmon), 3618 nucleotides long. RefSeq lists its product as uncharacterized. The record is from RefSeq and is a predicted model, not a curated record. Bases 1431 to 2927 code for a protein of 498 amino acids. The transcript has 7 exons. Lineage: Eukaryota; Metazoa; Chordata; Actinopteri; Salmoniformes; Salmonidae.
UGCAGGGAUGAAGCAGGGCCUGGAGCUAAUAGAGAUAGACCCUCCUAUUCCUAUGAUACAAACACCACAGUAUCCAUGAUGAACAGUGCAGGUCACACUGGGCUUCAACCUUCACAGAGAGUAGUGGGAGACCCCCCUGGUGGGAGUCUAACAGGACGUCUGUCUUCUCCCUCAGGGUCUCGUCUAAUGCCUGGUGACUGGGUUCAUAGAAGGCCUGGACCUGGUUCUAGCCUUCCUCAGUUACCUCAUGGUUACCCCACCAAUACAGAUGGGUCAGGAUGGGCUUUCACCACGGGAGGUGCCUAGCCUAUAACACAGCACACAAUCCCAACAACGGCUAUAGGUCAAGGAGGGAGCUCAAAGACUAACCACCUGAGGCUGGUGGCUGCUGCUUCUACCUCCUCUAGUGUCAUUCGGUCACAACGUGGGAGGGCGAGUGUUAGGACGGAUGGCGACAAGUCUUACUCUUGCCCUACGUGUGGGAACCGGUUCGCCAACACAAACAAUUUGAAGGAACACCAGACCGUUCAUACCAAGGAAAGGCCAUUUAAGUCCAAACUAUGUUACAAGCUUUUCCUUCCUGAGUAGCCUUAGACAUAGGAGUGUCCACAACAGGGAGAUAUACAAGUUGUCUGUUUCUCUCUUUUAAAAGGUUUGUAAUCAGGUCACUUUUCCGCCAAUCAGGUUUGGCGGCGCUUCCGUGAGCGUUCUGACAAGUUGGCACAGUCACCCAUCUAGGCUUCAAGAGAGGCUGCUGGGCGGCCGGCGGCACUGUUGCGGCGACCGGGGCUUCCACAGGGGAGCUAGGAGCUUCUUGGACCUGCUCGCCACGCUUUCGGCCACGAGCUGCUGCUCCCAGCCGGCAUGAAGAAGGCGGAGGUCGGCUGUUUGGGAGCCGACGCUACACAGGAAAGAGGCAGCUGCUUCUUUUCCUCCCCUAACUUCACGAGAUGCCCCGCUGUCUUUCUCAUGGUGUCUCCGAAUAGAGGCCCUUUUCAGAGAUGGGUGCAUUGAGCAAAGGUGUCUUGUUUGUCUCCUUGAUGGAAGUCAUGGAGAGCCAGAGGUGUGUCUGCGUCAUGACCAACACAGCCAUCACUUGGCCGGUGCAGACUGACAACACUUGAGUGAUGUGGAGAGCAGCGCUGGUGAAACAUGCCUCCUCUUCAAUGCCAGUUAUCCAAGCAGGCCCAGUUAUUCAAACUUAAUGGGCGCUCUGCCUUCUCUCUGAUCUGAGCGGCUAAUCGUUGCGCACCUAGAACCCAAGACGCUUCAAUAGCCCGCGGGUGAGGGAUUCGACUGGGAGCCCCUCAAGUGAAGGACAUCUCACUGGAGGCCACAGAGGUUUUGUGAAGCCAGUGGGACACAAUACAUGGAGAGAUGACCAACCAAUCACGGUUGUUGAGGGAAGUGGAACCUCAUCCCAGCAUGUUAUGGUGAUAGAGUCUGCAGAUGCAGAGGCUGCAGGUCCUGGGGUCAAGCAGGAGAAGUCUGCUGGAGAGGAGGACCCAAGGUACUGCAGAGAUAUCCAGACUGGAGUGCCCCUUGUAUCCACAGAAGACACUGUCACCAUCCCAGCACUGCCCAGAACUCGACACAGCAUCACGGAGGAGGAGGGUCCAGAGGUGCUGCUGGUGAAGGAGGAGGGGUGUGAGGAGAGUCUGGGAAACCCUGAGGGGCCCAUGGACAUGGAGGACAACCAGACUACACCUCCUCCUGAACUCACAGAAGAACCAGCUGAGCAGCACAGGACCACACACAGUCUCAAUGAGUCAGUAGACAUGGAGGAUGGGAAGCCUGAUCUGCUGCUGGUCAAAGAGGAGACGAUAGAAGACAAACCAGAGAGCAUUGACCUGCUGAGUGGUCUAAAGAUGGGGGAGCAAGGUGGUUGGCUAGAGGCUAAUAGAGGAGACUGGGCGACCAUCUUGGAUUCCCAGACGGAUGCAGCCAAGGCACCAGGGGACAUCAUCACUGAGCAGGCCACAACCAGAGGUGACUUGGUGGAGUCUGCAGUCCAUGAGGACCUGCUGAUGUCUGGUGUUGCUGGAAGGAGAGACUGGAUCUCUGAGGUGGCUGGUCACAAACCCUGGCCGCGGAUCAGGCCACUGGAUCAGGAGCCGUCACGGUUUCUUCUUGAAUCGAAACCAGGUCCCAACCGCGAGGGACAGAGACUCCACCAUCACACAGAACACAACCAGUGGACAGGUGGACUGAACAGCCUCAAUCCUGGUGGUCAUCAGAGAGAUAGAGGCUCCAGUCAGCAGCCCAGACCCUUCCCUUCACAGUCUCAGUGCAGGGAUGGAGCAGGACCUGGGCCUGAUAGAGAUGGACCCUCCUGUUCCUAUGAAACAAACACCACUGUAUCCAUGAUGAACAGAGCAGGCUACCCUGGGCUUCAGCCUUCACAGAGAGUGGUGGGAGACCCCCCUGGUGGUAGUCUAUCAGCAAGUCUGUCUUCUCCUUCAGGGUCUCGACUAAUGCCUGGUGACUGGGUUCAUAGACAGCCUGGACCUGGGUCUAGCCUUCCUGGUGAUGGUUACCCCACAAAUACAGACAGGGUCAGGAUGGGCGUACCUCACAAGAGGUACCUAGCCUAUAACAUGGCAAACAAUCCCAACAACACCCAAACAAUGGCUAGAGGUCAAGGAGGGCGCUCAAAGACUAACCACCUGAGGACGGUGGCUCCUGCUUCUAUCUCCUCUGGUGUCAUUGGGUCACAAAGUGAGAGGCCGAGCAUUAGUACCGACGCCGACAAGCCCUACUCUUGCCCCACGUGUGGGAAGUGCUUCGCUAGGGCAAACUAUUUGAAGGAGCACCAGACCGUUCACACCAAGGAGAAGCCCUUCAAGUGCAAACUCUGUUACAAGAGCUUCUCCUUCCUGACUAACCUUACCAGACAUAAGAGUGUCCACAACGGGAAAAAUUUGUAGCAGUGUGGUUUGAAAUGUACACAGGGGAUGUCUGGGAAUUAUUCUUCACAUGACAUAUUAUAGUUAUCAUGUGAAGUGUCUUGGGAUAAGAAGGUAAUUAACCACAUACCCCUCAUUAACCCUUUAUUAACAUGUCAUGUUCUGGAGCAACGUGUUGAAGGUGCCUGAAGUCAACUCUGAAAGACUAGCAGGAAGUGUUAGUUGCAUGCAUGAGAGGACCAAUGGGCAGGCUCGGGAGGAGAUCGUUGAUGUCACUCGCUCUCGGAGCUGGAGCUGCGGGGUCUUUUCCUCUGCCGAGGGGGAGACGGGGGCCAGCUGAGGGGGACCUAUUGGAUUGGUGCUCACCCCUGCCCCUCCGUGUCCAGCGUCUCUGUUCUUAGGGGGACGGUCCAGCCUCUUGGGGUUCUUCUUGGAACAUAGGACAUAUCCAGGCUGUUUCACAUCCGUCUGUGAUUGGGAGUCCCAUAGGGCGGUGCACAAUUGGCCCAGCGUUGGCUGGGGUAGGCCGUCAUUGUAAAUAAUAAUUUGUUCUUAACUGACUUGCCGAGUUCAAUAAAUUAUAAUUUUAAAAAUAUGAAACGUGCUUGUGUAAAUACCUGUUUUUAGUGACUGUAAACCUGUAAAUAAAUAGAACAAAAUAGAACAAGGACAGUUACAUAUUUACCUUAGUGAAGUGAUGUAGAUGGAAUAG